This is a messenger RNA of Sitodiplosis mosellana (orange wheat blossom midge), 2239 nucleotides long. RefSeq names its product zinc finger protein ZFP2-like. The transcript has 4 exons. The record is from RefSeq and is a predicted model, not a curated record. Gene Ontology annotation, biological process: regulation of transcription by RNA polymerase II. Gene Ontology annotation, cellular component: nucleus. The coding region runs from base 181 to 1989 and encodes 602 amino acids. Gene Ontology annotation, molecular function: zinc ion binding; RNA polymerase II transcription regulatory region sequence-specific DNA binding; DNA-binding transcription factor activity, RNA polymerase II-specific. Lineage: Eukaryota; Metazoa; Arthropoda; Insecta; Diptera; Cecidomyiidae.
AGAGUGAGAGUGAGAGACGACUGUUGCUCUCGCAUCGAGCAACACCGUACACACGUUUGACGUUUCACUGGCGAUGUGACAGAAUAAUAUCAACAGAUUGUUGUUCCAAACCAACCGACAUGAAUCACUGCGACUUGGUCGCACAGACAAAAUAUAAACAAAAUCAUAAGAUUCGUCGCGAUGGACACAGCAAAUUCAUCGAAAAUUUGCCGAAUUUGCUGUAAUCAACGACUAGACGAUCUUGUGUAUCUGCUUAAUGCGGACAACAAAACGAUUGUUAAGAAAUUACGAGCAUGUGCCGAUAUAACCAUCGAACACGAUGACCUGUUACCCAAAUACAUUUGCAAGAAAUGCGUGCAAAAACUCGAUUGUGCGUACAAUUUCAAAAUCCAGUGCGAAUACAUGGAUCAAAAAUUACGAGAAACCAUUGCAAGUAUGUUGCAAAAACAGAUCAACCUACCAUUGAGCUGUCAAACUGAAGCGUUACCCAGCUAUGAAGGAAGUGAUGAAGACAGUAGCUACGCAUAUGAUUUAGAGCAAAACAUCAUGGACGAUGUCAUUGAAGAAGAGUGUAUCGAAGAGGAGCAAUCGAUGGAAGACAUAGCAUACUAUGAGCACGGCGCUGAAACGGAUCAAGUUCAAGAUGCUGCCCAGUUACAAGUGCAACCCAGUUUCCAAUUUGAUGCGCUAAAGAAUGAUAUGGAUUCGAAUGUGAUGGAAAUCAGUCAGAAAAUUGCCGAACUCGAAAAAUUCGACAGUCUCGGCUCGUUGCCCAGUGCCAAGGAUCCGGUGGAAGAUUGCGUUGAUCAGGAAAUGUUUAGCGUAAAAUCAGAAAAUGAAUCAUCGCCGAAAGCUAAACAACCAUUUAAAUGUGAAACUUGCGAAGCAACAUUUUCCAUCCAUUCCGAAUACAAUAAGCACACAAAAACGCACGGCAAAAAUCGAUUCCAGUGUUUGGUUUGCAAUAAAUGGUUCGCUAAGCGAUAUCUACUGAAUGCACAUCAGAAAACACACACCGGCGCCAAGAAUUACGAAUGCUUACAGUGUCAAAAGCGAUACACAAGCCAAAGCAACUUGGAUCGACACAUUCGCGUUUUUCAUCAUCAAGAACGACUAUACAAAUGCAGCACGUGUCUUAAGACAUUCUCACAAUUGUCGAUACUGAAAUUACAUCAGUCCGUUCACAUGGCCGAACGUAAAUUCUCCUGUGAUAUUUGCGACAAUAAAUUCAAAACCGAAGUCCAUCUGAAGUUGCACAAAAAACGACACAUGCCAACCGAUUAUCGACGGCCACGACGCAAGUACACACCACCCAAAAAGAUAUACAAACCAACACCGAAAUUGUGCGUGUGCAAUGAAUGCGGCAAACGAUUCACGAGCCUAGCGCUGCUUCGGAGUCAUAUGCAGAGUCAUUCGUUGGAGAAAAAAUACGAGUGUACCUACUGCAAAAAACGAUUCUCAUUCCAACAAACACUACGAAACCAUGUUUUUCUGCACACUGGCGAGAAGCGCUUCAAAUGUGAUAUUUGUCACAUUUCAUUUCGGCAAAUUGGUCAUCUUCAAGGUCACAAGUUGAUUCAUUCUGGUCAGAAACCACAUACAUGUUCGGUUUGCAAUAAGGCCUUUGCACUUCGUGGCAAUUUAACUGUGCACAUGCGAACACAUGCCGGUGCAACUCCAUAUCAAUGUAUCAUAUGCCCGAAGAAGUUCAGCGACAGCAAUGGAUUGAGACGACAUCACAUGGUGCAUCAGCGAAAGAACGAAACGACCGCAGCAAUUGAACAGAUUCUCAUGGCACCAACCAUCGAAGCUGCACAAACUGAACCAACGACGAUCAUGCAGCAGUCAGUCUUCGAAAAUGCCAUCAUGCAACAGCCGAUCUUUGCUAGUGCAUCGGACUUCAAUGUGGUCAACCCAGAAAUAAUACAGUUUAUCACAUCGCCCGAUAUUGCUGGCGAUAACUCACAAAUUAUCUUCAAGACUCAGUAGACUAAGUCGUCAUCUUUUUUGUACCAAUUUUUACAUGUCAUACAAAAUAUUUUUACAUGUAUGCAUGAAUACAAAGCGAUAUUUUGAUAUACUGUUUUCUAUUGAAUUAAAAAAAUAUAUUUUGGUUAAACUUAUUUCACAUGAAUAGUGAUUGAAUGAACACAAAAAAAAACAAAAAAAUUGUACAACUGUUAAAAUCUCAUCUGAUGUAUAUUGGAAUAAAAGUCUGAUGUUUUUUUUUUAGUUUAAA